CAGUGUUUAGUUUGUAUUUGGUUGGUGAAUGUACCGCCGUGUUAACGUAAUCAGGGAUUAGUUUGUGCAAGUCACAAUACGUGUGUUAGACAUAUCCGAGAAAAAUAGCAUCACUUUAACGAUACAUCCACCUUACCUAUAGCAUGUUUUAAUUGUUCCACGUUGUUCAGAGCAGCAGACAUGGUGGAGCCGACGUCGCACAAGUUUGCAUCCCUAGAAGAGGAGCUUGGCUUCUGGAAGGAGCAGGCAGAAAGACACCAGCAAAGGGCUGAGGAGGCUCAGGAAGAACUGCAGGAAUUCCAGCAGAUGAGUCGAGACUAUGAAGCAGAACUGGAAACGGAGCUGAAGCAGUGUGAGGGUCGAAAUAAAGAGCUCCUGCUGGACAACAACCGACUUCGUAUGGAACUGGAAAGCAUAAAGGAGAAAUUUGAGGUCCAGCAUUCUGACGCUUUGAGGCACAUCUCGACCCUGGAGGAUGAUCUGGCACAGACCACAGCAGUGAGAGAUCACUUGCAGAAGUAUAUCAGAGAGUUGGAGCAGUCCAAUGAUGACCUGGAGAGAACCAAAAGGGCUACCAUCAUGUCUCUGGAGGAUUUUGAGCAGCGGAUGAAUCAUGUCAUUGAGAGGAAUGCUUUUCUCGAAAGCGAGCUGGAUGAGAAAGAGAAUCUUCUUGAGUCUGUUCAGAGGCUCAAGGACGAAGCUAGAGACCUUCGCCAAGAACUGGCUGUCCGACAGAAGGAGAGACGGCCAUCCAGCAGCCUGGGCAAAGACACAGAUCGUCCUGAUCUCUCCUCGGUUGGUAACCCGUCCAUUCCAGUCACACCCUCCAAACCUCUGAGCUCAUACGCCACACCACCGGCUUCCAGCAUCCGACGAGGUGAUGGUCUAACGGGCACUCCGCUCACAACAUCUGCUCGAAUAUCUGCACUUAAUAUUGUAGGCGAGCUGCUGAGAAAAGUUGGAAAUUUGGAGUCAAAGCUGGCUUCCUGUCGAGACUUUGUGUACGACACGUCUGUCAGCAGACCAGCGCUUCCAGCAGGGCCGGGUAGUCCUCUAGGUUUAGAACCAAGCUCUGAGGUCCAGGCCACCAGUUUUAGCCCUCCUCCCCCUCAGUACGACAGUUUGGUGAAGCGGUUAGAGUUUGGACCAGCUCCUCCGAGAGGGGUCCCCCAGGGCGCCCAGUCUCCACAGGGAGGAGUCAAGAUCCUGCUAUGAAAGGAGGACCAUGGCAACCCACCUCCUUCCACCCCCUUAAUAAACCACAGCGAUGGGACUUUGAACUGAGCCGUCUUCCCUUGUUGCCACACGCUGUGCUGAACUAUUUGAACUAGAAAGCCUCUCUCCCCACUCCCCUCAAAGAGAGCGGCCCCUGCCAUCAGCACUUGGACUUAUGCUGCCUUGGGUUAGUGUCAGCAGCACUACAUCUUGUAAAAUCAAGGAAUGCAUAACCACUCACUCUAUAUCUUCCAACGGAUCUUUAAUACACGUGGCGGGUGGCAUCUAAAAAUAAUGGUAGGCCUUCUGUGUCUGCUCCUGCUUAUUGUGAUGGAUCAAGCGCAGCAUUACUGCUCCCACAUAAUUAAGUUAGUGUAGUUGCCUGCUGAUCGUGAUCCACAUUAAGAGUAAUGGUAUGUUGUAGUAAGCAAUUACAGGCACUGGAAAGUGACCCCGGUACAAGGACCAAAAAGCAGGAGUGUUAAUUAUGAGUAACAAACUGUUGUGUUCAUGACCAAAUCCAAACCAAAACUGUGACAGAGGGAAAGAAAACGGGCUCAAAAAGGAAUGGGUUAGGUUUAUGCUUUUUGAUAAGGAACAUGUGGUAAUAUGUCAGCAAGGUCAUGGCCAACAAAAAAAAACUGAGCAAAGACUAAGGCAAUAAGACUCUUUCAGUUUUCUUUUUUGUUGUUUUUUUUUUUCUCCCUAAGAUCAUCACUCAUGUCUCAAGUUGCAUUCUCAGCUCUAAAUGACUGGUGGGGAGUUUGGGUUUUCAUUAGUCACAUAUAUGAGUGAUGUCCACUUGAAACUCACUAACUAGGGUCUCUCACUGAAACAAUAUCCACAGAAAGUUUGUUCCCAUUCACACCUUUAGUCUGGAGGUACUGACCAUUACCGUAUCACUAAGUAUGGUAUAACCAGACACUCGGGUUAAUCUUAACAACAGCCUCUAAUUGCAGGUGUGUUGUUAACAGACCCUAGUUAGGGUUAGUUUCAGCACUCACAGAUGUUCCAAAUAAAAACCUUGACUCCCCACCCGUCACUAAAGCAGCCACUUGUAUGAUCUUCCUUUGUUUUUGUUUAGUGCAACUUUUCAAUUAUUAUUAUUACUGCACCGUGAGCUUGUAAUAAUUCACUGAAUGCUAAUUUACUGCACUCACUGAAAACAUUAGAUACACUGGCGGGGGAAAACAUUCGCUCAUAAGGGUUCGUCAAUAUCACUUGUGCAUCGAAUGGCCUGGUUGGUGAGUGUAGGUAAAGAUUGUUGAUUUAAAAGGAUGGAGAAACAUUCUUAAUGUCGAUGUGACCCCAGACCGAGUGAAUUAUGGGCGCAGAAUGACUUAGUUACUGCCAUGAACUGGUAUUUGAGCCAUCGCUGCCUUCAUCACUGCUAGUACCUCUUCAGUUUGUGAGCCUUACUUUGCUCUGAUUCCAGGAAACCCUGAAAUGGGUUUUGUACACUGUCAGACAUUUGGAAAUGAGAGAGCGCCACAUUCCUUCAGGGUGAUUUAAGGAAUCUCACUUCGUCGUUCAUUCACUUCUAUCACCUAUACCCUCACAUUGCGCAGACUUGUUUUAUCGGACUAAUUGUUUUCAGGCUUGUAAAUGUGAAGAAUAGGUAUAGGCUUUCUGCCUCAGAGAUGACAGUUUUAUGAUCUAGUGUUACCAAGAACGUUUUUCUACUAAUUUUAGUUGACAGUAGGAUCUAGGGGGGCUCAUGUGCACUACUGAAUGUAUAGUAAUAAGUCUCUUAUGGAUGAGGGACAUCCUGCUGCCAUCAAGAGUUAUAUGGUGACAUAGGGAAAAAGCAAUAACAGAUUUUAAAAGGUCAAACAUGAGCACAGUUCAUAGUAUAUUUGUGUGGGUAUAUAGAGUUUGUAUUGAAUGCCCUUAUCCUGUCUUUUAGUUUGGGAUUUUGAGAACUAGACCGUUGCAGCUUAUCUCUUUCUCUAAAUGUUUCUGGUUAAUCUGAUGUCGUCACCGUUACCAUCCAGCAACGCAUUACCAAAUCUCACCCCUGGAUGUCACUGGAUGUCCAUAGAGGAAUCAUCUGUGUGUACUACUCCGUAGCCCGUGUGUGGGGAACUUGUGACUGAGUCCUGUUUACUGUUUAACCUUCCUUGGACUUACAUGAGCUAACUGUAAUCACUGACCUCUAUGUAGCACCUCUGCAACUGCUUCUGUGUGUUGGCAUCAGCUGUAUGUGCCUGUGGUUCUACACCCAACUACUGUCCUGUUUGUUGUUGAACUGAACAGAUGAGAAUGAUGUUAUGACAAAUCAGUUUAAACUUACCGACCAAAACAGAAACAUUAAAAAGAGAAAGUCGA
This is a messenger RNA of Mugil cephalus (flathead mullet), 3543 nucleotides long. Its product is annotated as nuclear distribution protein nudE homolog 1-like. Gene Ontology annotation, molecular function: microtubule binding. The record is from RefSeq and is a predicted model, not a curated record. Bases 181 to 1215 code for a protein of 344 amino acids. The transcript is spliced from 9 exons. Gene Ontology annotation, cellular component: centrosome; kinetochore; kinesin complex. NCBI's taxonomy places the organism in Eukaryota, Metazoa, Chordata, Actinopteri, Mugiliformes, Mugilidae. Gene Ontology annotation, biological process: vesicle transport along microtubule; centrosome localization; cell migration.